Molecule: messenger RNA, 1224 nt
Organism: Dendronephthya gigantea
Lineage: Eukaryota; Metazoa; Cnidaria; Anthozoa; Malacalcyonacea; Nephtheidae
Product: ubiquinone biosynthesis protein COQ4 homolog, mitochondrial-like
Exons: 8
Coding region: 75-920 (281 amino acids)
Biological process (GO): ubiquinone biosynthetic process
Cellular component (GO): mitochondrial inner membrane; mitochondrion
Source: RefSeq, a predicted model, not a curated record
UGAGAUUUUAUUUAUAUCAAUUUUAUCAUGAAAUAGUUCCUGUGUUUGCAGACUCUGUUUGUAAAAGUAUAAAUAUGGCUUGUACUAUCCGUUUUGUGCAGAUAAAUUUUUGUACAAAAUGUGCAGGAAGGUACAUGGCAAGAUUGUUUUCAACAGAAGCAUUGCAUGAAAUAAAAAAUAUAUCAGUGGAAAAUGAAUUUGAAGAUUCAGAAUAUAGUGAUGAAGAAAUCUUGUACCCUAAUCAUAUCCCAACCACUUGGUUGCAAAAAGGUUUAUUAGCUGUUGGAUCUGGGUUUGCCGCCUUUCUUGAUCCAAAACGAGAUGAUAUGAUAGCUGUGCUUGGUGAGAGCACAGGGUACCUGGCCUUAAAGAGAAUAAGAAGAUCAAUGCAGCUAAAUGACGAAGGACAACAAAUUCUACGAGAGCAACCAAGAAUUAAUACGUCAACAAUUGAUGUCCCUUCAUUACGUGAACUACCCGAGGGAACUUUUGGAAAAGAGUAUACAAAGUUUUUAGCUAAGAAUAGAGUGACUCCGGACACCAGACUCCCGGUACGAUUUGUUGAUGAUCCUGAACUAGCCUACAUCAUGCAGAGAUAUCGUGAAAUACACGACUUCACCCACACUUUAUUGGGAAUGCCCACAAAUAUUAUUGGUGAAAUUACAGUAAAAUGGUUCGAAAUGGUUCAAACUGGUCUACCCAUGUGUACAUUUGGUUCCCUACUUGCACCUCUCAGGCUAAAGCGCAGUCAGCAGGAGAGGCUAGCGAGGAUUUAUAUACCGUGGGCUGUAUACACAGGAUAUCGUGCAAGCUUUUUUAUGAACCUCUACGUUGAAAAACAUUUCAAUGAACCUUUAGACUCGUUAAGAAACAAACUUAAUGUAAUUCCACCACCUAUUAUUCCGAGAGGAAAUAGAUAGCAUUCUGAAAAAUGGUAGUAGGUAUAUGGAAUACAAAUUGUGGUAUCCCGUUUUACAGCAUUUAACGAAAAACUGAUAAUUGUGUAGUAAUAUACCCUAUAUAUCCAUCGCUUUAUUAACACUACUAUGGUUUAAAUAGUGAGAGCAUUCACCACAAAAAGAUUACAUAGACAAAUAGACAAAGAUUACAUAUUACAUUCGUCCAGGACCCUAAAUUCGUGAAUGUAAUUUUUGGUGACUAUUAGUUUAUGGGGAAUUUGUCGCAACGGAGAACCUAUAGCUGGUGAUAAUUUGUUUUUGUAUA